This is a messenger RNA of Alternaria ventricosa, 588 nucleotides long. RefSeq lists its product as uncharacterized. The transcript has 2 exons. The coding region runs from base 1 to 588 and encodes 195 amino acids. The record is from RefSeq and is a predicted model, not a curated record. Lineage: Eukaryota; Fungi; Ascomycota; Dothideomycetes; Pleosporales; Pleosporaceae.
AUGGCAUACCUCGAAACGGAGAGGGCUCAGGUUCGCAACGAGCACUUCGGCGAGAUCGACCACAUCGGUAACUGGUUCCUUGAUGAGAUUCUGGAUAUUGGUCUUGAUGCCAUCUAUCGUAUACUUGGUUGCGAAUAUCACGACAUUGCCAUUCUCGGUACGCCUUUCGCUUGGCAAUUGUACACAAUUGGCCGAGAUGAGGAGGCGACUUUAGAAGCCGAGAAAGCGCUGCAGAAGACGAUAGGGACGAACAAGUUUGUCAUCGUUCCAGUAAGCAACGGGUGGAAGAAAAUGCACGCAGGAGAGCAUAAUGAUGGUUUGCUCGGUACACACUGGACCUUGAUGAUCAUUGACUGUCACCAGCCGGUCCUCCAUGCACGACACUAUGACUCUGAUGGCACGUCGAGCAAUUUCGAAGCGGCUAUGGUGCUUCUCCGUGGUUUCAGCAGGAUAUAUGCGGAAACGCGACCAGACUACAAGAUCGACCAAGCCACGCUUGACACUAACCUCCACCGAGAACCACGCUGCCCAAACCAAAAGCUCCACAACAGUAUAUCGUCGAAUGUCAUGAAGACGCUCAGCGUCUAG